This is a messenger RNA of Synchiropus splendidus (mandarinfish), 626 nucleotides long. It is a transcript of the gene taf13, whose product is annotated as TATA-box binding protein associated factor 13. Lineage: Eukaryota; Metazoa; Chordata; Actinopteri; Syngnathiformes; Callionymidae. The transcript has 2 exons. Gene Ontology annotation, molecular function: protein heterodimerization activity. Gene Ontology annotation, cellular component: transcription factor TFIID complex. Gene Ontology annotation, biological process: transcription by RNA polymerase II. Bases 117 to 491 code for a protein of 124 amino acids. The record is from RefSeq and is a predicted model, not a curated record.
GUCGCCAGAGGGGGCAGUAACGAGAUAUAAUUUCAUUCUUACAAGAAAGUCACUUCCUGUUUUGGGUCUGAAAGCGGAAGAGGAGGCGAUUGUUGUGGGUUUGGUGCGUUGACACAAUGGCGGAAGAGGAGGAUGAGACUGGUUUCGACGAGGAGAUAGACGACGGCGCCGUCGGGGUCGAUGUGUGUCACGGAAAAAGAAAGCGACUCUUCUCCAAGGAGCUGCGCUGCAUGAUGUACGGCUUCGGGGACGACCAGAACCCCUACACGGAGUCUGUCGAUAUUCUGGAAGAUUUGGUCAUCGAGUUCAUCACGGAGAUGACCCACAAAGCCAUGUCCAUUGGACGCCAGGGUCGCGUCCAGGUGGAGGACAUCGUAUUCCUGAUCCGCAAAGACCCUCGAAAGUUCGCCAGAGUCAAAGACUUGUUGACCAUGAACGAGGAGCUGAAGAGAGCGAGGAAAGCUUUCGACGAAGCGAAUUACGGUUCAUAAACAUCUACAGACAUCUUCAGUUUUAAAAUGGCAUUUCUUUUUUCCUCUUCUUUUUUGGUGAGGAUUAUGUUUUUGUCCCAAUGUUCGCCAUCCUCAUGAACGAUGGCGACUAAUAAAGAUGUUUCCGAUGUUUAA